Molecule: messenger RNA, 2337 nt
Organism: Hypomesus transpacificus
Lineage: Eukaryota; Metazoa; Chordata; Actinopteri; Osmeriformes; Osmeridae
Gene: chadla
Product: chondroadherin-like a
Exons: 7
Coding region: 1-2337 (778 amino acids)
Biological process (GO): toll-like receptor signaling pathway; immune response
Cellular component (GO): membrane; extracellular matrix
Molecular function (GO): transmembrane signaling receptor activity; protein binding
Source: RefSeq, a predicted model, not a curated record
AUGCUCUCGGUUUGGGUGAUGAUACUUUGGGGAGCAGUUUUGCCAUUGCAUGCAGACAAGUGCCCCAAGUUUUGCAUCUGUGACAGCUCCAAACUCACGGUAGCCUGCAUCGGCAAGAAUUUGACUGAAGUUCCACUCACCAUAGAUGAGAUCACAGUGAAACUGGACUUGAAGAACAACAAUCUUCAGGUCCUGCUGCCAGGCACGUUCCUGCACACUCCAUAUCUCACCCACCUCACCCUGCAGCGCUGCAACAUCAGGACAGUGAAGGAGGGGGCCUUUCGCACCCUGAGUCGCCUGGUCUCCCUCAACCUGGCCAACAACAACAUAGAGAUCCUCUACCAGGAGUCCUUUGACGGCCUCUCCUCCUUGAAGCAGCUGCAGCUGGAACACAACCGUGUUGAGGAGAUCCGACUUGGGGCCUUCACUCAGCUGGGCUUCCUCAACAUGCUCUCCCUCACACACAACCAGCUGGUCUACAUCCCCAACAUGGCCUUCCAGGGUCUGCACAACAUUAAAUGGCUGCGUCUUAGCCACAACUCUCUCAACAACCUGGCUACUGAAGCCUUCGCCAGCCUCUUUACUCUCACACGCCUCAGCCUCGACCACAACGUGUUGCAGUUCUUCCCUUCCUUGACCAUGACCAGAUUACCGGAGGUCACCCGACUUGACCUGAGUUUCAACCCUAUGACCUACCUGGGUGAGGAGGCUGUGUCCAUGCCCAAACUCACCCACCUAUACUUGGACAACAUGUCCCUGCAGGAUAUUUCAGACAUAUCUAUGACCCAAGCUCCUUGCCUCUCCCACCUGGACCUUAGCCACAACCAGCUGAGGUACCUGGAGCCCCUCUCUGGACCCAAGCAGCUUGCGCGCCUCAACCUCACAGGAAACCCCAUCCAGUGCAGCUGCUAUCUGCGGCCCCUUAAGGUUUGGGCCAAGAAGAGCAAAGUGAAACUGCUGGGGGCCUGUGCGGGGCCCCCUCACUUGUCUGACGAGCCUUUGGAGGCAGUGGGGCCCCUGGAGAUGCGCUGUCGGAGCAGGGAAGACAUGCUGAACGAGGAGUUGGAGGAGAAGGUGCAGAGCAGGGAGGAGGCCCUGCCCACAGUUCAGCCUAAGAAGAAGACUAAGUGCCCGGACGACUGUGACUGUGAUGUUGAGGCACAGCAUGCCACCUGUGAGGGGCGGGGCUUUACCAAAGUUCCCCGUGGCUAUCCCUCCACCACCCAGCUCCUGGACCUUCGUGACAACCACUUCCACUAUCUCCCUGGCAACAGUUUUCCUGGAACAGAACAGGUGGUGUCUCUGCACCUGGACUUUUGUAAGAUCCAUGACAUCGAGUCUGGUGCCUUCCGGGGCAUGAAGAGCCUGGUCUACCUUUAUCUAUCCAACAAUGAUCUCACCUCACUGGGUCCAGAGACCUUCACAGGGGCCCCGGAACUCACCUAUCUUCACCUGGAGGGGAACAGGCUUGUCAACUUCCCUGGCGCUGCCCUCUCUGGCCUGUCCAGCCUACUGGUGCUCCACCUGGAGGGUAAUGCUAUCGCUAAGCUGGAGCCCUCAGGCCUGCUCUCCACAGCCCCCGGGCUGAGAGGACUCUAUUUGACUAACAACACUAUAUCAAGCAUUGCCCCUGGCGCCCUGGACUCUGCCCACCUUGAUACACUUCACCUGGAGGCCAAUAAGCUUCCAGAGGUGCCUACUCAUGCUCUGUCCAAGACACCCAGUUUAGAGGAGCUCCGCCUCUCAGGGAAUCCUAUUCGCUGGGUUGGACCAAAGGCAUUUCUUCCUUUCUCUGGGCGUCUGAAGCAGCUCCAUAUGGAUGACAUGGGUUUGGAGAAGAUGGCCAGGCGCUCACUAGCAGGACUGGGCUCUGGGCUGAAGGUGCUCUCUCUGGGGGGGAACCAGCUAAAGGAGCUGCCAGACUUCAGGCCCCUCUCUGGCCUGGAGGCCAUCAACCUGGCUGGCAACCCUUUUCUGUGUGAUUGCCUGCUGCUGCCCCUGCGCAGGUGGAUGGAGAAAGUUCCCCUAAAGACGACUGCCACUUGCGGUCACCCUCCUGAACUCCGUGGUCAGAAUGUCAGAGACGUCCAUGUCUUCAAGGGCUGUCCAGAAGAAAAGGUCAUCCCAGGAAAGUCCUUCAAGGGUCCAAAGACCCCAAAAUCCAGCAAGCCUAAACCCACCAUUCUUCAGGUGACAGAAGGGAAAGUCAAACUGCCAGUAAGAGCCAUAGCCAAGCCAAACAUAGCCAAGCCAAAUAAGGCCAAAGCCAAGCCUGAAAAGAAGCCCCCACUGACUGAAUAUAACAAGAAGGCUGUACAGCCUAAAUUACAAAUUUAA